Messenger RNA from Rosa rugosa (rugosa rose), 1836 nucleotides. Its product is annotated as transcription factor DIVARICATA-like. The record is from RefSeq and is a predicted model, not a curated record. Bases 694 to 1596 code for a protein of 300 amino acids. Gene Ontology annotation, molecular function: DNA binding. The transcript is spliced from 2 exons. NCBI's taxonomy places the organism in Eukaryota, Viridiplantae, Streptophyta, Magnoliopsida, Rosales, Rosaceae.
AGCUCGGCUUAUCGGCUAUGCUGGCUUUGCUUUUUUGAAGCUUCUAUAUUUCCCUUUCUCUUUCCAUUGAUAGCUCAGACACACACUUUUUUCUUUCUCCUCUUUUCUUUGUUGCUCAGGCCUCAAGGAAACAAAGAAGAAACAAGAGAUCUUCCAACCCCCCCCCCCCCCCCCCCCCCCCCAACUUUCUUCCAUUCCUCCUCACUCUCUCUCCCAAUUGGGGUUCUCACCCACUUGUGCUUCUCUUCCUUAGUUUUCCUAGUUGGGAUUCCAAAGAGGUACAAGAAGCUGCAGAUAAAACUGUGUUAGCUUUCUUUACCUCUGUUGCAAGCUUUACCCAAUUGGGCUUUAUCCUUCUUCUGUGUUUGUGGUUUGCUGAGACUUCAAUGGGUUCAGAUCCCAUUAGUGGUUCUGGGGUUUUAUCUUCGAGUUUUUGGUUUUAAUAUUAUUUUCAAGACCAAUUCUUUGAAUAUCGGAAAGGUGGGUCUUUGUAGAUUCCUAUACAGAUAAAGGUAUUCUGAUUCCUUUUCUAAAUGCUCCUUGAUUUAACACUGAUAUUAUCAUUCUGAAACCUCCACCUCUUCUUCUGCAUUUCCUGUACGCACUUGUUCUUCGUCUCUCUGCUCUGUUCCUCCUCUGUUUCCAAUCCCCAAAAUUUUAAUGCUGUGAAUUAGAGGUACUUGAUUUGGUAUUAUGAAGCUGGAAAUGGAAAUUCUCUCCCCUUCAUCCUAUUUCUUAGCCUCGGAUUGGCUCCUUGAGGAGACCAAGAGCUCGAAAUGGACUCCAGCGGAGAACAAGAUGUUCGAAAACGCCUUGGCCUUGCACGACAAGGAUACGCCGGACCGGUGGCACAAGGUGGCGGCGAUGAUACCUGGGAAGACGGUAGGGGAUGUGGUGAAGCAGUACAAGGAGUUGGAAGCUGAUGUGGGAAAAAUCGAGGCGGGCCUAGUCCCAAUUCCGGGAUAUGGUACCUCCCCAUUCACAUUGGAAUGGGUGAAUAGGCAUGGCUAUGAUGGAUUCAAACAAACUUAUGGGAUUGGUGGCAAGAGAUCUUCAUCAACUAGACCUGCUGAUCAUGAAAGAAAGAAAGGAGUUCCAUGGACAGAGGAUGAACACAAGCUGUUUUUAAUGGGACUGAAAAGGUACGGCAAAGGGGACUGGAGGAACAUUUCUCGGAAUUUCGUGGUAACCCGAACCCCGACUCAGGUGGCUAGUCAUGCACAGAAGUACUUUAUCAGGCAGCAUUCAGGGGGAAAAGAUAAGAGAAGAGCGAGCAUACAUGAUAUAACAACUGUGAAUCUCAGUGAUACCAGAACUCCAUCUCCAGAUAACAAGCCUCCCUCGCCGCCGGAUCACCACCACUCAGCUGCUUUCCCUCAGCAGCCGAAUUCUGCCAGGAUCCCGCCUUUCCAGUGGCAUCAGGGCGGCAAUGGAGCAAACAUGGCUUUUGGUCAAGCUCAUGGGAACAUGUUCAUGUCCAAUACUUUCGGUAUUGGUUCUUAUGGACUUAACAAAAGCGCGGUUCAUGAAUCUUACUAUGCACCUCAGAAUAUGGUUUUUCAGAUGCAAUCCGCACAGCACUACCCUCAUGGAUGAUAAUCUAGCAGCUUUUCUACUAAAUCAUCUGCGGGAUUUAUGUCCCAUUAUGGUCUUUUAGUUCAUUAGUAGAGCGGGGCGCGCUAUAUCUGAGUCUUGUUUUUUGCUUUCAUGGUUUCUUGUGAAUAUGUCAUUCAGAACUUUGAGUUAGUCUUAAGUAUUAUAAGGGGGAACAGGAUCAACUCCUGGAAUUUCAACUUAUGGAAUAUGAAUGAAAACCGAGUUGAAGCAUCUCGAAAA